AUGACUCCGCAAGGCUCCCCAAAAAGUCUCCCAAAAUCGCCUCCCAACACCGAAAAAAAGCUGCCCAGUCGUCCCAUCGAGUUUGCACUCGUCGAGCCUAUCAAGGGCACCUGUGAUCGAGAUGGCAAACAGAUUGAAGCUUGGUGUCUGCCUGGUCCGAACCAAGUCAUCCUCAAAUCCUGGAGCCCAGAUGACCCCAUUUUCUUGCACUCUGACUUUGCAGACCUGAAAGGAACUCGCAUGACCUGUUUCAAAUGUGAUGACUUUGUCAUCUUCGUGUCCAAAACAAAAGUCAUGAUGGCCCGGCUCAGAAUGGACAAUAUUUUCAACGGAGACAUCGAAGAGGCACAACAACUAGGCAAGAUUGCAGAGGAAUCCCUGGACUGGACCGGGUCUGUCGACUGUAUCCUCCUCACACCAGAGCUAACCACUUUCGACGACCUUGGCUCUUCCGACCCCUCCAUGCAGGCCGUGAUCGAUGCUGAGAAUCAUUAUCUCUCCUCUAUCAAGCGGUGGGGAAGCCGCUUCCGUCAGCGUGAACUGGAAGAUUUCUUUUGGUCAAAGUGGAAGAUGGCUCGACACAUCAGUUUAACCGUCAUCCCCUACCAGCCAUUUCAUGACACAAGAAUUCCCCAGUGCUCCUUUGUGACGCUUUUGAAUGAAAAGGCAAAAGAGGUGUUGGAUAUCAAGGAGUUUGUGAACCUGUCCAAGGGUGAACCUUUUGUCUCUCGUCAGCACAGAAACGGCGACGACUCUCCAAGGCUUUCGACCAGGAUUGGCGGCUACGGGCCCUGGAAACAGAUAUCCGUCCGCAGCGUCCAUCAGGACAUUUCUAUUCUUACGAUCGGAUGCAGUGGCACACAGCAUUUUGAAGACCGCGAAGAAGUCCAUACCGAAGAAGGGAAAACCUACCAUCGAAGCUUUACCAUCGUGUACAACGCAUGA
Messenger RNA from Talaromyces rugulosus, 945 nucleotides. RefSeq lists its product as uncharacterized. The transcript is spliced from 2 exons. The record is from RefSeq and is a predicted model, not a curated record. Bases 1 to 945 code for a protein of 314 amino acids. NCBI's taxonomy places the organism in Eukaryota, Fungi, Ascomycota, Eurotiomycetes, Eurotiales, Trichocomaceae.